This is a messenger RNA of Selaginella moellendorffii, 721 nucleotides long. RefSeq lists its product as uncharacterized. The record is from RefSeq and is a predicted model, not a curated record. The transcript is spliced from 3 exons. Gene Ontology annotation, cellular component: mitochondrion. Lineage: Eukaryota; Viridiplantae; Streptophyta; Lycopodiopsida; Selaginellales; Selaginellaceae. The coding region runs from base 44 to 628 and encodes 194 amino acids.
GGGGCGGUGGGAUACUUGUUAGAAGAGAACUUUAGUCCAGGGAAUGGCGGUGGUGGCCAUGGCUUGUUCGCAAGCUCUAAGUUUUGGGUCGACAAUUCGGCCGCAGAGAAGAACGGGGGCAGGCCUUUGUGUGUCCAAAACGAGAAGGCCAAGAAGGAUAUGCAGCGCUGUGAUGAACAAGGAGAAGGAAACGAAGCAGUCGGUGGAAACAGAUGCUGUGAACAAAGACGACGGUGUCGAAGAAGUGACGAGGAAAUUUGGAUUGGAAGCUGGUCUGUGGAAGAUUUUUUCUUCCAAGAAGAACGAGAGCGGCGAGAAGAAAGUCCAAGCCAAAGAGCUACUCGCUAGAUACGGUGGCGCGUAUCUAGUCACUUCCAUCUCUCUCUCGGCGGUCUCGUUCGCGCUGUGCUACCUUCUCAUCAACGCUGGAGUGGACGUUCCAUCGCUGCUUGCAAAGGUGGGAAUCCAGAGCAACGAAACUGGCGAGAAAGUUGGAACUUUGGCGCUCGCGUACGCCGCACACAAAGCUGCUUCGCCAAUUCGAUUCCCCCCAACAGUGGCAUUGACGCCAAUCGUCGCGAGCUGGUUUGGAAAGAAGAACGAACAGGAGGGAGGAGGAAAGAGCUGAGAGAUAUUCCGUCGGCUACUUAGGAUAUUCUGCCAGGCCACUAGCAAAGCACAUUCCGUUAAUGGAUUUUAGGGCGCGAGGAAUCUUCCCCUA